CGGAAGCUGGUGGCGGCCGGUGGGCGACCAGCGCGCAGUCUCUGUGCAGCUCCGCGGCGUGACCCCGGCCCGGCCCUGGCCCAACCGGACCCCGGCCCGACCAGAUCCGAUCCCGGCCCGGCCUGCCGCCCCGCCCACCAGCAUCAUGGCCAGCCCAAGAACCAGGAAGGUACUUAAAGAAGUCCGGGUACAAGAGGAGAACAAUGUAUGUUUUGAGUGUGGUGCAUUCAAUCCUCAGUGGGUCAGUGUGACCUACGGCAUCUGGAUCUGCCUGGAGUGCUCCGGGAAACACCGCGGGCUCGGGGUACACCUCAGCUUUGUGCGCUCUGUCACUAUGGACAAGUGGAAGGACAUUGAGCUGGAGAAGAUGAAGGCUGGUGGAAAUGCCAAGUUUCGGGCCUUCCUAGAGGCCCAGGAGGACUAUGACCCCUGCUGGUCCUUGCAGGAGAAGUACAACAGCAGAGCUGCAGCCCUCUUCAGGGACAAGGUGGCCACCCUGGCUGAAGGCAGAGAGUGGUCUCUGGAAUCCUCACCUGCCCAGAACUGGACCCCACCUCAACCUAGGACACUGCCAUCUACUGCCCACCGGGCCCCUGGUCAGCCACAGACUGUGACUGCCUCCUCUGACAAGGCCUUUGAAGACUGGCUGAAUGACGACCUUGGCUCCUACCAGGGGGCCCAGGAGAAUCGCUAUGUGGGGUUUGGGAACACACCACCACCUCCGAAGAGAGAUGACGACUUCCUCAACAACGCCAUGUCCUCCCUUUACUCGGGCUGGAGCAGUUUCACCACUGGAGCCAGCAGGUUCGCCUCGGCCGCGAAGGAGGGUGCCACAAAAUUCGGAUCCCAAGCAAGUCAAAAGGCUUCAGAGCUGGGCCACAGCCUGAAUGAGAGCGUCCUCAAGCCUGCCCAGGAGAAGGUGAAGGAGGGAAAGAUUUUUGAUGAUGUGUCCAGUGGGGUCUCUCAGUUGGCAUCCAAGGUCCAGGGAGUCAGCAGUAAGGGAUGGCGGGAUGUUACCACCUUUUUUUCUGGGAAAGCAGAGGACCCCUUGGAUAGACCCACAGAGGGCCACGGUUACCAGAGCAGCGGUGGGGACAACUCGCAGGGCAGCACCAUAGACCAGAGUUUCUGGGAGACCUUUGGAAGCGCUGAGCCCCCCAAGGCCCGCAAGUCCCCAAGCAGUGACAGCUGGACCUGUGCGGAUACCUCCACGGAGAGGAGGAGCUCGGACAGCUGGGAAGUGUGGGGCUCAGCCUCCAACCACAGGAACAGCAACAGCGAUGGCUGGGAGGGCUGGGAGGGUGCUGGUGGGGAGGGCAGGUCUAAGGCCACCAAAAAGGCAGCGCCUACUGAUGAGGGCUGGGACAACCAGAACUGGUAGGGCCCCAGCACAGCAGGCCAGGCCCUUGAUGGCUGUGUUGCGCUCUGCCCUCCCUUCCUUCUCCUGUGUGACCCAAGAAACAGCCACCGUGGCUUACAGGUGGCAUUAGGGGCAAGGCCCUGGGAAACAGUGAUUGGUGCCGGCUGUCCCCCAUGGGGGGCAGCUCACUCUCCAAGGCCAUGUGGGGAUGCCUGCCCACUUCAUGCCCCCUGGGGGUUUCUGAGUAGCCUGGUUCUGUCUGCCGGGUGCCAUCUGCCACCAGGGGUUGGGGGUGUGGAUGCAGGGCCCCAUGGCCAUCCCUUGGCUGGUCACUGAGAAACAUCCUCGGGGGCUGGGACCACUUCACGUGCAAUGCUGUCAGCGACAAGAGUCGUUCCUUUGAAAUGUUUUUCACCGUUAAAGGUUUUUCUGUA
Molecule: messenger RNA, 1794 nt
Organism: Otolemur garnettii (small-eared galago)
Lineage: Eukaryota; Metazoa; Chordata; Mammalia; Primates; Galagidae
Gene: ARFGAP1
Product: ADP ribosylation factor GTPase activating protein 1
Exons: 13
Coding region: 146-1381 (411 amino acids)
Biological process (GO): regulation of endocytosis; regulation of ARF protein signal transduction
Cellular component (GO): Golgi membrane
Molecular function (GO): GTPase activator activity
Source: RefSeq, a predicted model, not a curated record